UCUCUCUUCUCUUCCUCUUUUCUUUCCCCUAUCCCAUACAAACAAGACUCUUCUUUGUUUGUCUGCGCUUAUCCGUAACACAUCUCACACUUAAGAAAUGCUACAAGAACAGGAAGAACAACAACAACAACAACAACAACAUCAAACACCAGACGACGAGUCCAAAAAGGACGACAGUUCAUCAAUAGCCAAAGAAAGCCCAGCCGUCCGACGUCUUCGAGUAAAGUCAGCAGAGGACUCUUCUGCUACGACUCCGCAUAUUGAUUUCUCCACGCUAACACUCGAAGAUGGUACAACCGUGACCACAAGGGAAAGGGUCGUUCGUGAGGUGACAGCGCCGGCGGUGGGCGUUCCGUCGCAGGAAAACUUUUGGAGCUCAGAACGGCCAGGCUAUCCUGACCUUCAGUUCUUGAAGGAACAUUUUUACCGCGAGGGCCGUCUUUCCGAGGAACAAGCCAUCUACAUCAUUAACAAGGGCACCGAAAUACUCAAGCAAGAGCCAAACCUCUUACACCUUGCAGCACCUAUCACUGUAUGUGGCGAUACCCAUGGGCAAUACUACGAUUUAAUGAAGCUGUUCGAAAUCGGUGGCGAUCCUGCAUCAACGCGGUUCCUAUUUCUUGGCGACUAUGUGGAUCGCGGCUACUUUUCAAUUGAGUGCGUUUUGUAUCUGUGGGCACUCAAAAUAUGGUACCCAAAGUCAUUCUUCCUUUUACGCGGUAAUCAUGAAUGCAGACAUCUUACCGACUAUUUUACUUUUAAAAUCGAGUGUGAGCACAAGUAUACCAAUCGAGUCUAUGAUGCAUGCAUGGAGUCCUUUUGUGCACUUCCGCUUGCAGCAGUGAUGAACAAGCAGUUCUUAUGUGUUCACGGCGGAUUAUCGCCGGAAUUACACGUUCUAGAUGAUUUUGCAAAGAUCAAUCGGUUUUGCGAGCCACCAACGCAUGGACUCAUGUGCGAUCUUUUAUGGGCUGAUCCGAUGGAAAACUUUGGCCAAGAAAACACACGCGAUCACUUUGUUCAUAACCACGUACGUGGAUGCUCGUACUUUUACAGUUAUGCUGCUACAUGCGCCUUCCUAGAGCGAAACAGUCUUCUUUCUGUUAUACGUGCGCAUGAGGCACAAGAUGCAGGUUAUCGAAUGUAUCGAAAGAGUAAAACAACAUCAUUCCCGGCUGUGAUUACGAUUUUUUCCGCUCCAAAUUAUUUGGAUGUUUACAAUAACAAGGCGGCGGUUCUGAAAUACGAAAACGACGUUAUGAAUAUCCGUCAGUUCAAUUGCUCGCCACAUCCAUAUUGGCUACCCAACUUUAUGGAUGUUUUUACCUGGAGUCUACCAUUUGUUGGAGAAAAAAUUACCGACAUGCUUAUUGCCAUCCUCAAUAUCUGCAGUCAAGAAGAACUUGCAAAUGAGCAACAUAGAAGAUCGCUAGACGGGCCAGCAGUUACUAGCACAAAUAUGACAGAAGAAAUGGAAGCGCGUCGUAAUAAUAUUCGAAAGAAAAUUCUUGCAGUCGGCAAAAUGUCACGUGUCUUUACUGUACUACGCGAGAAUUCAGAACAAGUGAUGGAACUAAAGAACGUGUCGCCUACGGGUAAAGUACCCCUUGGUACACUGGCAUCAGGCGUUGAAGGCAUUAAACAAGCUAUCAACACGUUUGAGGAUGCAAGACGUUCGGAUAUGGAGAACGAGCGCUUGCCACCUACGCGUGAAAUGAAGGAUGCAAUGAUGAAGGAUGAGACAAGCAACAGAAUUCGAGAUGCUGUGGAGGAAGAGGAUAAAGCUUUGAAUAAAUUGGCAGAUGUCUUGGUUAACGAUCCGGAUCUGUGUCAAGAUGAAGCCAUAGUCAAGCCAUAAACUUUGUAAAAUGUAUAACUUUCUUGUCAGUAAAAAAGGCAUUCGUUUGCAAUAUAUACACCGU
Zychaea mexicana is the source of this 1922-nucleotide messenger RNA. RefSeq names its product Metallo-dependent phosphatase-like protein. Gene Ontology annotation, molecular function: calmodulin-dependent protein phosphatase activity; calmodulin binding. Lineage: Eukaryota; Fungi; Mucoromycota; Mucoromycetes; Mucorales; Lichtheimiaceae. The record is from RefSeq and is a predicted model, not a curated record. The transcript is spliced from 10 exons. The coding region runs from base 98 to 1858 and encodes 586 amino acids. Gene Ontology annotation, cellular component: calcineurin complex; cytoplasm. Gene Ontology annotation, biological process: calcineurin-mediated signaling; fungal-type cell wall organization.